AUGGCGCAGGUGGAAAAAGCCGAGUAUGGCAAGCUGUCAGAGACGGGUGAAACCGUCCACAUCUAUACUCUGACGGGAGCACAAGGCCUUGUGGUCAAGAUCAUGGACUAUGGCGCCACGAUCGUUUCUCUGCUAGCGCCCGAUGAAUCCGGGGCCAAGGCCGAUGUAGUUCUUGGUUUUGCCACUCUGGCUGACUGGGAGACGAAGAAUGUCCCUUAUUUUGGGGCCGUGAUCGGCCGCGUGGCCAACCGCAUUGCAAAGGGAGAGAUGGAAGUGGAUGGCAAGACGUAUACCUUGGCUAUCAACAACGGGCCCAACCACCUCCAUGGUGGUCUGCGUGGCUUUGAUAAGCAAGUGUGGCAGAGUGAGAUCGUGGAGAAUGGCGUACGCUUCAGCUUGAUCUCUCCAGACGGCCAGGAAAACUAUCCUGGUGAGUGCAAAGUGCAGGUGACUUACACUGUGUCUGAGGACAACAAGUUGACCCUGAGCUACGAGUUUGAGGUCGACAAGCGUUGCCCAGUCAACAUUACCAAUCACGCCUACUUCAACCUUGCGGGGGCUGCAUCCGGCAGCGUGCGCGACCACAAGCUGACAAUGCCCUCCACACACGUGACCGAGGCCAUUGAGCUCAUCCCCACUGGCAAGCUGUUGCCGGUUGAGAUUGAGCGGGGCUACGAUGUCAACUUUGUUGUGCAGCGUGAGGAUGACAGCGGUUUGUGCCUGGCAGCCGAGUACGUAUCAGCAGCCAUGUCCCCGUUCACGUCCAUGCCAGUCUUUUGCUUUGUGUGGGCGUUCCGCCUACGCCUGCGUGACAACCCUCACAUGGAAUGUGGACGCGGUAUAGCGUGGUUGAUCCCAAAUCGGGACGUGGCUUGCGGUGCUUCACGACUGCCCUACAACCCGUAUCAAGCGUUUUGUUUGGAGACACAGCACUUUCCGGACAGUGUGCAUCGCCCAGAGUUCCCCACGGUGCUGCGCGAAGCCGGUCGCAAGUACACCUCGCAGACCGUCUAUGAGUUUUAUGCCACAAGUAGCGACGCCACUUCGGCCAAAAAGGCCAAAACAAGAACAAGCCUGAGCCAGGAAAGGCGAACGUUAUGCUUGCUUUUCUCCGGGCAUCAAGGUGUCCCAUGCCAAUUGUCAUAUCUGCAGAGGAAGCCCGUGACAGGCGUGUACCUCAAGCCCACAGAUGACGAGCGGACUGGCCAGUGCAUGUCAGCCAAAGCUGGCUGA
This is a messenger RNA of Monosiga brevicollis MX1, 1233 nucleotides long. RefSeq lists its product as uncharacterized. Gene Ontology annotation, biological process: glucose metabolic process; beta-D-galactose catabolic process via UDP-galactose, Leloir pathway. The record is from RefSeq and is a predicted model, not a curated record. The coding region runs from base 1 to 1233 and encodes 410 amino acids. Gene Ontology annotation, molecular function: aldose 1-epimerase activity; carbohydrate binding. The transcript has 10 exons. NCBI's taxonomy places the organism in Eukaryota, Choanoflagellata, Craspedida, Salpingoecidae.